Messenger RNA from Fibroporia radiculosa, 2916 nucleotides. RefSeq lists its product as uncharacterized. Gene Ontology annotation, biological process: regulation of DNA-templated transcription. NCBI's taxonomy places the organism in Eukaryota, Fungi, Basidiomycota, Agaricomycetes, Polyporales, Fibroporiaceae. The record is from RefSeq and is a predicted model, not a curated record. The transcript is spliced from 10 exons. Bases 1 to 2916 code for a protein of 971 amino acids.
AUGCAUCUAGAGAUUCCUGAAGUCGCUGUUAUUGAGAAUGAGCUUGGUAGACGACCUGCAAAAAGGCGCAGAAUUACCGAUGAAUACAACAACCCUAGUACAAGACAAGUCAUACUAGAAGAACUAGAUGUCGAGAUAGGCUUGAGACGGCGUUUGUCCGAGACCAUUCAUUCCCGACUCACUUGGGCACUACUUCUCCAAAAGGCUCUGAAUUCUACACCAAAUGGCACGAACCAUACUGUAUCAAGUUUCAAAGACAGUGCUUUGGCAACAUUAGAUGUCCUGGAAGAGCCAUGUCGCCUCCUCUACGAAAGGGACAUUACAGUCUACGAAGAGACUAUUCCACUGAUACCCCAACCAUCCACAGCGCUAUCUAUGCCUGCCACGGACUUUCAUGUUGCUCCGCGACAGGGCUCAUCCCGCGCACGCGGUCUUCCCCGUGCCACUCCUACGCUCCCGAAGAAAUUACUCUUUCUCCGAAAUACAACAACCGAUCCACCUACUAUUGCCAAGCUUGCAUGUCCAGACUGUGGUCGUUCAGAUUUCUCCAAUCUUCAAGGUCUGCUGAACCAUUGCCGACUCCGGCACCAGCGCGAAUUCGGUAGUCACGAUGAGUGCAUACAGAAUUGCGCGGUACUCGUGCCUGAUGAUGAGCGCGAUUGGAUAGUGGCGAAUGGUACAGAACUAAGCGGUAUCAGCCUUCCCAGUUUACGAAGGUUGUUUGAAAUUGCAGUUGGUGGUGACAGCAAUGUCGUGGUUCCAGGCAUGCAGCCUGUAGUGGAUAGCGAUGUGCAUUCGGAGACUAGUGCGGACACAAUCAAGGAGACUCAGCUUCCACCACUACCAAGUACGCAUAUCACACGAACGCUGGGCCACCAUGAGGACACUCCAGCACUUGCACUUUUCCUCGGCAGGGCCCCCAAAAAGCGCAUUAUUAAUAUCCAUGGAGAUCAGGACCAACUAGUCGAUAUUGUAGGUCUCGCUGACGAGUUCAACGAUCGGUCGUUAGACGUUCAACGCGGAUGGCGUAUGCCCUAUAUCCACCGCAGUGUCGCGACGGUUGGCCUGGAUCCUGAAACCUCGCCUGUAUUCACUACACAAGGACAAGAGGCGUCCGACAUCCCAGCAGAAUCUAGAUCAUCAUCCAACAUUCCCACUCCUACAUUACUUAACAUUACUGGCACUAGGUUCCAUAUCGUUGCGCGCAUAUCAGUCUUGGAUUCUAGUCUUUGGAUAACUCCGGAGCGCCGUGAGAGAGGCAAGGUGGACCACACUCAUAAGUGGCGUCUCUCAGUUUCGUCCCCAUCUUACAGUCUACAUAUUUCCACGUUCCUUGCUAAAUUAACCAUCACGUGUAUUACCGACCCACCGCCUUCUAGUCUUGUGGAACCAAUUGUAAUCACCGAGCCACCAUUCGUCGUAACAAGCACCACGGACAAAGCCUUUCUAGCGAAACUCACGUUCUUAUGGGUGGGUAGUCAAAAUGCUGCUAUGGAUAUUGAACACUGGGUAGAUCUCGACCCCGUCCAUCUUUCCCACCCUGUGCUAGGUGAUAAGCAAAUAUUUGAUAUAGAGCUGGAUCGGAACACGCAGCUAUUGCCUAUUCGUGAGGAUGUUCGAAAAGUUACAUGGAAGGACGAGAAGGUCGAUGAGGUUUCUCACGCUGCCAAUACGCAUGCUGCGGGAAGUUCUGGGGUAGAUGCUGAGGCUGGCUAUUCCAUCCUCUUGCGAGAGGUUCUCUCUCAAGUGCCGAUCGCUACAAAAGAUCUCAAGGGACGGAAUAAAGCACGCUCGGCCGCAGCUUCAGUAUCCUUUCUCGUCCCACAUGCUUCGCGGUUCAAACAAUUUGUGCUAGGCCGCCAAAAGGCAAUCGAGAUGAGUCGUGCACGGGCGUUACUACAUGCAUACGAAGAGCACGUCGCAUCACUACCUGGGAGUAAGGAUGGGAUUCCUCUCACCACUGCCGAUGUCUACUUUUGGAUGAAGGACGAAAACAUCUUGCCCCGUGAGACCUCAAAGCGAGUAGCGGAGACAGCGAACGACGGGGAUAGCUUGGAACGCGUUCCGGACAAGUACUGCCGUACGUGCGGACUUCAUGAAACCCUGCAUCCUACAGCGGCGCCGGAAGAUUCGGCUACAAUGGAAGUGAAGUCGCUAGGAACUGAAAUCUCGCUUAAACAUCCUGGUCCGACGGUAUGCCGCGCUCAAGUUGUUCUACCAUACCUCGACGUUCAUCGACUAUUGGAUACUAUUCCUUCGACCGCCACAAUGUACGGUUUUCAUCCGCACUUGUUUAUGUCGGUGCCGCAAAGCCUUCAAUCAAGACAGGCACCCACUCCCGUCGAUUGGGUUACCAUCGCAGAUCCGCAGCUUGUCACUGCUAUACGCUCGAUUUCAGCCGAAUGGAAACUUACUAAUCUCACGCCAGCUGAUGAUGCUUUGCCGGGCCUAGGCCGCUUAGGAGGGAGUUUGAUCGCCCGCGUGGAGUCACAGACACCAUCGCGGAAGGUGGUGGAUCAUCUCGUACCGUGGGCAAUGCUUGCAACAAUAGUCAGGCCUUUGGUCCGGCUCCUAAUUGAGCGUGGACUGACUGUGUAUAGGUGGGAUGAGGAUGCCACGCGAACGCUGGGUGGAUAUGAGCGUGCGAGGGGGAAAAGAGGAACCACGCGGACCGAGCCCAGCGUGAAACGCUUGCUGACGCCAUUGCAUAUCGUGCGCGGAUUGAUUUGGGGUGCGUCGACGGGGUUGACGGGGAGCGCACUGUUGUUAGGCCUGGCUCGUCUAGGUACGGCGGCCGGAACAGGAUCAGAUCGUUCGGAUGGAGAAGAGGAGGUCAGUAGUGGACAGAGUGCAGUAAAAAUCGAAGAGGAAGAGCCUGUAGAUAUGUCCGGGCAGAAUGCACAGUGCUCGGGAUAG